AUGAUCGGUAGUACAAUGAACAAUAGUGGAACUGAUAAACAACAAAUUGUUAGAGCAGAUGAAGGUGAAGAAUUUAUUGUUGAACGUAUUGUUAGUCAUCGAUUUCGUAAUGGACGAAAAGAAUAUUUACUUGCAUGGAAGGGUUAUCCUGAAGAAGAAAAUACUUGGGAACCUCAACAAAAUUUAGAUUGUCCAGAUUUAAUUGAAGACUAUGAAAAUCGUCUAUUGCAAAGUUCUCGUUAUACGCAUGAACCAUCAACAUCACUUAAACGUAAAUCAUCAUUGGAUCAAGCACCAGUACAAAAUAAACGUGGUCGUCCAUCAAAUGAUUCCUUAAGUCAUCGAAAUUAUUCAAAACAACAAACUUCAUCAAUACGUACAGAAGAAGCAUCUGCAUUUGAUCGAGGAUUAGAACCAGAAAAAAUACUUGGAGCAACGGAUGCAACAGGUGAAUUAAUGUUAUUAGUUCAAUGGAAAGGUACAGCUGAAGCGGAUCUUGUACCAGCUCGAAUAUGUAACAUAAAAUGUCCACAAGUUGUUAUAAGAUUUUAUGAAGAACGUUUAACAUGGAUAACAACACAACAACAAACACAAACAACAAAUGAUUCAAAUAGUAAUAAUACGGAUAAAUCUGUAUCUUCACAACAAACAAAUAUAAAUCUUGUUGAAAAUAAUAAUAAUCAAGCGACAUUAUAA
Messenger RNA from Rotaria sp. Silwood2, 696 nucleotides. Lineage: Eukaryota; Metazoa; Rotifera; Eurotatoria; Philodinida; Philodinidae. The record is from the annotation of a GenBank genome assembly.